Molecule: messenger RNA, 4359 nt
Organism: Aspergillus versicolor CBS 583.65
Lineage: Eukaryota; Fungi; Ascomycota; Eurotiomycetes; Eurotiales; Aspergillaceae
Exons: 6
Coding region: 1-4359 (1452 amino acids)
Biological process (GO): transmembrane transport
Cellular component (GO): membrane
Molecular function (GO): ATP hydrolysis activity; ATP binding; ABC-type transporter activity
Source: RefSeq, a predicted model, not a curated record
AUGGAUGGCUGCCAGCCAGAGGUUGACAACGUGUUCGGACCGGUGGUAUCAUACUGCCGCGAUGAGUUCGACUUUACUCUGCUCUUCGAGCAGGCCAUUCUCUCGAUGGCGCCCUCGGCGCUCGUGCUCGCAGCAUCCGCGUAUCGCCUUCGGGUGCUCUAUCGCCAACCCAGCAAGACAAUCCCUGCGGCGUCAGUGCCAUGGAUAACAGCGAAGCAGGCGGCUAUAGUAGGCUUUGCGAUCACACAGUUGAUACUCACUAUCCUGUGGGCGAUACCAGGGUACAAUCCCACGCAGCUGUCCAUUGCAGCAUCUGCGCUCUCCUUCGCCAGUAGCAUAGUGCUUGCCGGGCUCUCGUAUGUGGAAUAUAAUCGGUCCGUUCACCCGUCGGCCAUCCUUACCACCUACCUACUUUUCUCCAUUCUCUUCGAUGUCUGUCAAACGCGGACGCUCUGGCUUCGACGGACAGACAUAGCGAUUGCCAUUGUAUUCAGUAUCGGCACAGUGAUGAAAGCGGGUAUGCUUGGCGUAGAGAUGGUUGGAAAGCGCUCCAUACUGCAGUCUCCCUAUCGAGACUGGUCCCCGGAAACUUUGGGGGGAACUAUUAAUCGGAGUGUCUUUUGGUGGUUGAAUGAGCUCUUGCGCCAGGGCUCCGCCACUGUACUGCACCUGUCCGAUCUGUACCCGCUGGAUCCAGGCCUAGAGUCAGCUUGCCUGCAGUCGAGGCUGAAAGCUGCCUGGGAGGACUCCGCACAGCAAAAGUCCUAUGCGUUGUUACUCGCAACUUUCAUCAGCUUCUGGAAGCCGAUGGUGGCAGUUGCUAUCCCUCGAAUCGCCCUUAUCGCCUUCAAAUUUUGCCAACCGCUUCUCAUCGACCGCGCCGUUUCGCUGCUGAGUGCGCCUGACGGUCCUAGAGAAACCGACAUCGGUCGCGCUCUGAUCGGCGCGACGGGCUUGGUCUAUGCCGGGGUUGCCGUAUGUACGGCGCAGUAUAAACAUAAAACAUAUCGCUACAUUACCAUGAUGCGCGGUGGGCUCAUCAGCUUGAUAUACGAUACGACGCUUCAGCUUGAUAUGCAAGCCGCGAAUGAAGCAGCCGCCGUUACUCUGAUGAGUACGGAUAUUGAUCGAAUCGUAGCCGGGUUUGAGUGGGCUGAUGCUCUCUGGGCUGGCCCUAUCGAGAUCGCCGUUGCCAUUUACAUGCUCUACACUCGGAUAGGACUGUCUUGUCUCGGGCCAGUGAUUAUGGUUAUCUUAUUCGUGGUGAGCAUGUUCGCUUUUGGAAACCUCUCCGUCAAGUACCAAAGGGACUGGAUUGAAGCUGUGCAGCGCCGCGUCACUGCCACCUCCUCAGUGCUCGAUAACAUGAAGGGAAUCAAAAUGUCCGGCUUGUCGGACGUGUUCAAUGCGGAGCUGCAGCAGCUGCGAGUUCUGGAACUCGCAGUUUCCUCGAAGUUCCGGCAAAUCAUCGCAUUCUUCGCGGUGCUUUCAAACUUCUCGGGCGCCACUAUCCCCAUCUUGACCUUGAUCAUUUAUGUCUUGGUCACUCGAGCGACAACGGGGGUGGAACUUAAUCCAUCCAUGGCAUUCACUUCAAUCUCGCUCGUCGCCCUGCUGGCAGCCCCAAUCCAACAAUUUGCUAAUGCUCUCAUCCACUUUGCCGCCGCGACUGGUUGCUUUCAGCGAAUCCAGGAAUACCUUCUGAAGACCGCCCAACGAGAGGAAUACGUCUCCAUCCCACCUUCUAAGACUGAGACCUUGAAUGGAGUAGAGCUCCAGACUAUGAAUCCGCUCGCGCGGCAGUACUUGCAAACGGAGAAUCUUUUGUGUCUCCAGGGUACUGCGUUUGCCUUCACCCCCCACGGACCCCCGGUGCUGCACGACAUUUCACUAGAUUUAGCGGUUGGUGUACGAACAGUGGUGGUCGGGCCUACCGGAAGCGGGAAGACUGCCUUGCUCCUGGCUUUAUUGGAUGAGCUGUAUACUACUAAGGGAUUCGUCUACUCGCGCUCGUCGCUUAAAAUAGGGUAUUGUGCACAAGAGCCGUGGCUCCCAAACCUCGACAUCCGCUCGAUCAUCCUGGGAGACUCCAACUAUGACAAGGAUUGGUAUUUGGCCGUCCUCGGGGCUUGUGCGUUGUUCCAAGACCUCCAAAAUUUACCCAAAGGGGACGAAUCGAUCAUUGGGAGUAAGGGUACUAGCCUAAGUGGAGGACAGAAACAGAGAAUCAGCCUCGCCAGAGCACUCUACGCGCGGACAGAGUUACUUUUGCUGGACGAUGUGCUGAGCGGGCUUGACGCGACCACAGAGCAAACCGUACUUAACAACGUGUUUGGGCGACAUGGUAUUUGCCGCAAGACCUGCACGGCUGUUAUUUUCACCACACAUUCAGUCCAGCACGUCAAGCAGGCAGACCAUGUGAUCAUUAUGGAACCUGGAGGAACUAUCCUGAAGCAGGGCACGCCAUCCUCUGUCAACUUGGUCAGCGCGGACGACGAAGAGAGCGGCUAUGAAAUGAUAGAUGAUGAUGAUGAUGCUAAUCACCGAGGCGAUCCUCACCCGCUGGGGCCGGAAACCGGAGAGCAAAUGGAAGAGGAACGAGAAGGGGAGGAGCCUCUGCGUAAGACCGGUGAUAUACGCCUGUAUUCGUACUAUUUCCGAAUGCUGGGCUGGGAGGUCACAACAGUUAUCGCAGUCAGUUGUGCUCUCUUCGCUUUCAGCGCCAAGUUCCCAACGGUCAGGCUCAAUUGGUGGUCCGAUGCUGAGACCCAACACCCAGGGCAGCAAACAAGCAUGUACAUGAUUGUCUAUGGUAUGUUCUGCGUAAUCUCUCUCGUCGUCCUCAUAGUGGGCAUAUAUGUGCUAGCCAUGGCGGGAAUACCUCGGUCAUCCAACAAACUCCACGCUAUUCUGCUUCAAAAGGUAAUGGCCGCUCCAUACUGGUUUUUCGUCUCGACGGAUUCAGGCCAGACCCUCAAUCGAUUUAUUCAGGAUAUGUCGCUCAUCGACAUGCAACUCCCUAUCGCACUCGUUGACUUCAGUUUUGGAGUAUUCUUAUGCAUAAUGGAAGCUAUUCUCAUUGCUCUAGUGUCUAAAUGGGCCGCAUUGAUGUACCCACCCUUGAUAGGCAUCCUAUUUAUUUUGCAAAAGUUUUACCUACGGACUUCUAGGCAGAUGAGGUUUCUCGACCUCGAAUUGAAAUCCCCACUCUACUCGCAUUUCUUGGAAACCCUUCAAGGACUUACGACGAUCCGAGCCUUCGGCUGGCAAGCAUCUGCCGAGAUGAAAAACCAUCGCCUUCUCGAUAACUCCCAACAUCCAUUUUACUUGAUGUUCAGUAUCCAGAGAUGGCUGGGGUUUGUGUUAGACGCUAUUGUAACCGUGGUGGCGACGGUCAUCAUGGCGUUAGCCACGCAGGUACACGCUUCGUCGGCCGGGGGUCUCGGUGUCUCCUUGACCAACAUCUUAUCGUUCAGCGGCACAUUGUCGUUGCUGAUACGGGUUUGGACGGAACUCGAAACGUCUUUGGGUGCUGUCUCUCGUAUGAGGACUUUUGAAACAGAUACACCAUCAGAGCAUCUUGUCCAAGAACACAGGCAACCACCCGCUAAUUGGCCUUCGAACGGCGAACUCAUCAUCUCAAGCCUUAGUAGCCAUUAUCGACCGGGCUCGAAGGAAGCUUUGCGGGACAUAUCAGUCAAGAUACAACCAGGCGAGAAACUGGGUAUUUGCGGCCGUACUGGAAGCGGGAAGACAUCGUUUAUCCUCGCCAUACUUCGCCUAACGGAGAUCACCAAGGGCGAGAUCUUUCUGGACGGUCUUCCCCUCUCGAGCAUUCCGCGGCUCCUAGUGCGACAAAGCAUUACGGCUAUUCCGCAGGAGCCACUCAUUCUCCGCGGCACGGUCCGCUUCAAUGCGGACCCGUUUUCACGACACUCCGAAGGACGGAUUGUCGGGGCCUUGAGGGAAGUGGGGAUCUGGGAUGUCAUUCUUGCACGAGGCGGCCUCGAUGCCGAAAUGGACAGUGUUGCUUUAUCGCGCGGUGAGCAGCAGCUGUUCUGUCUAACUCGUGCACUCCUGGCCAGGCCGCGUAUUCUCAUCCUUGACGAAGUGACCUCCAGCAUUGACAGUGCCCGUGAAGAACACGUAAUGCAGGUACUGCGCCGCACUUUUGCGGAAACCACAGUGCUUAUGAUCGUGCACCACUUGCAAAUAGUGCGGCAGUUCGAUAGGAUCUUAGUGCUGAGUCAAGGAGAGGUGAUCGAAUGGGGUGAGCCGGAGCAGUUAAUGGCGCAGGAAUCGGCUUUCCGGUCAUUAUUGGAAAGUCAGCAAGGCACGACGGUGAAUGGGCACUCUUGA